Cuscuta campestris is the source of this 1520-nucleotide messenger RNA. The record is from the annotation of a GenBank genome assembly. NCBI's taxonomy places the organism in Eukaryota, Viridiplantae, Streptophyta, Magnoliopsida, Solanales, Convolvulaceae.
AGCUACAUACAGGGAGUUGCGGACUUAAGGACUUACGGCUGUUCCCGAUUCUGGAACCCUAGUCCCUACCGGCGAACACAUCGGCAAAUCCGGCGAUUCUUCUCAUUCUCCAUCGGCGACUACAGUGCACAGCCGCAAUCUCAGGAUGGGUGAUCAUGUUGAAUCAACACAAAAAGGACAUGCUACACAAGGAGUAGAAGUACAAAAAGUAAGUGAUUCAGCCUCUUCACAAAACCCUCCUGAAGAAGAUCCAAGCAAUAAUUAGAAAAAGCCCACAAGAUUAAAAUCUAUGGUGUGGAAUCAUUUCGAUAGGGUCUUGAUAGACGAAAAUGUUGUUGCAAUUUGUCAUGGUUGUAAUAAAAACUAUGCUGGAGGUGGGAAAAGUGGCACUACCCAUCUAAAGAAUCAUUUGAAUAGUUGCUUGCAAUCUAAAAAGAAAGUAAUUGUGAGACAACAACUCAUUCAAGCUUCCUUUAAGAAAGACCCGAACAUGCCAUAUGUUCCUGGAAAGUUCAAGUUCAGUCGAGAAGUUUCUAGAAUGGAGUUAGGAAAUAUGAUUGUUUUACAUGAGUACCCUCUAUCUUCAGUUGAUCAUAUUGGCUUUAGAAGAUAUUCUGCUAGCUUGAACCCCGAAUUUAAAGUUCUGUCAAGGAAUACAAUAAAAGCAGAUAUUUUAAAGGCUUUCAAUGAAGAGAAAUCAUUUCUGAAGAAGCGUUUGUCUUCAAUUGAGGGGAGAGUUGCCAUUACUACUGAUAUGUGUAAGGGCAUUGAGAAAGUGCGUGAUUUAGUUGUCUACUGGGUUGCUACACCUAAGCGGUAUGAAAAGUUUAAAAGUGCUGUUAGGUAUUGUAAGAUUCCAGAAACAAAAAGAUUGAUCCUAGAGUACUCAAAAACAAGAUGGAAUUCGACAUAUGAGAUGCUUGAAAUUGCAUUGUUGUAUAAAGAUGCUUUUUACAGGUUGAGACAAAGUCUGAAGAAUGAAAAGUUUGUUUUACCUGAUGAAAGCGAGUGGGAAAAAGCUCGUGAGGUUUGUGAUAAGUUGGUGGUUUUUUCUAAGAAGAGGGGAUCUUUAAAGAGAAGUGAAGAGAACAUUCCAUCUUCAAAUGUUAGUAAUGUGACACGAGAUAGUUCUGAUUUGGAUGAUAUGGAGUGGGAAAGACAUGUCUCCACGAUGCCAAGGAAGAAGCGUUUAAGAUCACAAGUUGAUGUUUAUUUAGAUGAUGAUGUGAUGAUAGCAGAUCCCGAAAAGUUUAAUAUCUUGGUGUAUUGGAGCACAUGCAAGGAUAAUGCCUUAGGAUGUUCAAGCAUUUUCGUUGAUGAAGAUGUCCAAGAAGAAAAUAUUAAUGAAGAGGAUGGAGAUGUUGAAAGUGACGAGGAUGACAUUUGAUCUUGUGAUUGGAAGUUCAAUUUCUCCUUUGGCACAUGUUUUGUGAUUUGAAAAAUAUUUGUGAAAACUUGUUAUAUUUAUGUGUGUUGUUUCUCUUGUGAAAUGUUAUCCAGUACAAGAAGAUAGUAUUUCU